UGAUGGACCCCGAUCUAUCCUCAAGCCUGUUGCUUCCUUUUGCAGCCUGAACUUUGCUCAGAUCCUUUCACUUAUACCUUCCCUUCGCAUUUGGCUUUGGGUGUGUCUGUGUACAUACACUGGAUGUCGUCUCCGGUUUGAUCACCCUCGUUUGCUUCCUGCUGCGCGUGCGUGCGCGUCCACCUCGACGGUGACAGCCUCUACCCCCAAAAUGCUGCUCCGACGGCGCUGCAAUGCCUUCGACGUCCUGACCUAUUUCUUCGUUUCGGCCUGUGCCAUUAUUUUCCUCCUCAUCUGCACUAUCCUCUAUGGCACCCGCACUGAGACCACGUCGCUCCCUUCCUACGUCAAGGAAGUCCUGCCCGCCGGCCGCUGUCUGUGCGAAUACAGCACCACCUUCACCUGUGACACGUGUCUCGACUGUGCCGCGACACAAUCUCCCCUGUCGCUCAAUUCCACCACCGAGGAGGAUGAGCAAUGGACAUUCUCCUACCGCACGGAUGCGCAGAACUACGGGCUGGAUGAGGACCAGUGCCAGGCUGCGUUUCCAGGCCUGUUUGAGGACAUCGAGAGGGCCAAGAGGGAGAGAAGAGGAGUCAAGGUUACCGAGCGGGAAUUGAGUUCUUUUGAGUUGACUAAGGGCAUGGUGAGAGCCAUGAUCUACGACGGCGAGCUUUAUGUCCUCCGCACUAAACUGGUAGACAAUAUCAACCGCGAAAAAGCCAUCGCCGCCCUCCACGCUAUCCACCGCUCUAUUGUCUCUGGCCGCCACAGCCAGAAGACCCCAAACAUCGAAUUUGUUUUCAGCGUUGAGGACCUCCCCGCACAGCCCUCAAAGCCCCUAUGGGUGCUUGCCCGCCGCGCACAAGACCACAAUCUCUGGCUGAUCCCCGACUUUGGCUUCUGGAGCUGGGACGUUCCGCAAAUAGGAACCUUCUCCGAGGUGGCAGCCGAGGCGAUUGAACGCGAGGGCAUAGAGCCAUGGGACCAGAAACAGGAGAAACUGGUCUGGAGAGGCAAGGUCACAAUGGCACCGAAAUUGCGGCAUGCCUUGUUGGAUGCGGCGCGGGGAAAGUCAUGGAGCGAUGUGGGACAGGUUAGGUGGCAUGAUCCGGACUUUAAGGAGCAGUUUCUGGGGCCGGUGGAUCAGUGCAAUUACAUGUUUAUCGCGCAUGCGGAGGGACGAAGCUACUCUGGCGCCCUCAAAUACCGCCAACUCUGCCGCUCCGUCGUCGUCUCACACAAACUCCAAUGGAUCCAACACUACCACUACCUCCUCAAAUCCAACGGCACCAACCAAAACUUCGUCGAAGUGGAACGCGACUUCUCAGACCUGAAUUCCGCCAUGAAAGAUCUGCUCGCGCACCCCGAAAAGGCAAAACGUAUCGCAGACAACUCGGUGCAAGUUUUCCGUGAACGGUAUCUGACGCCGGCUGCGGAAGCAUGUUAUUGGCGGGCGUUGUUUAAAGCGUGGAAGGAGGUUAGUUUUGAACCGCUUUUGUAUGCCGGUGUAGAGGUUGGGGAGAGGCUUAAGAGGACGCAGAAGAGGGGGAUUAGGUUUGAAACGUUCACGCUUUUCGAAACGGAUAGACAAAUGGAGUAUCCGACCAGUGCUUAGGCACAUUCAUACGAUUUACUACGCUUUCUCUUUAUGUUGUUGGCAUUAUAUACCCACUUUAGCGAUGCAUGGCAUGUAGCUUAGGCGAUACUUGGAGUUCAUAUGGUUUUUUUGGAGCGCAGCAUAUAGUGCCGCUCGUAGAGUGGAACAGAGCGAGAAAAUAGGAAAGGGAAAAGCAGAAAAAGCCAAGUUUCAGUAUGUUCAUUCAUCGGUUUGAUGUCUGAGGCUACUCCUGAGAACUUUAAUGGUGAGUGACUGAUUCGUUGGAAGUUGGGUUUCUUCGAUUUGCUUGGUUACCCACUCACCUACAAAGCCUGGGAUCUUGGGCAUAGAGAAUUGAAGUAGGUUAGGCUGAGAAGGUCGCCAGACGAACCUGAGGUCAG
This is a messenger RNA of Lindgomyces ingoldianus, 2001 nucleotides long. RefSeq lists its product as uncharacterized. Lineage: Eukaryota; Fungi; Ascomycota; Dothideomycetes; Pleosporales; Lindgomycetaceae. Bases 212 to 1618 code for a protein of 468 amino acids. The transcript has 4 exons. The record is from RefSeq and is a predicted model, not a curated record.